UAAACCUCACGGAAAGCAAGGAUCACCAACAACUCGUACUACUACGCCUGAACCACACGUUACUGGAAUGAUCAGAUCUAUAGCGUUUCUUUUUCUCAUACACCUGGCGUUGGUGUUAUGUGAGGAAGGCAACCCCUGUUGCUCGCAACCUUGUCAGAACCGGGGAGUAUGCACAGCACUGGGCAGUGGUGCCUAUGAGUGCGACUGUACCAGGACAGGAUACUACGGCCAGAACUGCACAACUCCCGAGUUCUCCACCUGGUUGAAAGUGACUCUGAAGCCCUACCCAAACACGGUCCAUUACAUCCUUACUCACUUCAAAGGACUAUGGGCUAUCAUCAACAAAAUCCCGUUCUUGCGGGAUGGCAUCAUGCGUUAUGUUUUAACAUCCCGGUCACAUUUGAUUGAAAGUCCUCCAACCUAUAAUUCAGAGUACGAUUACAAAAACUGGGAGGCUUAUUCCAACCUUACCUAUUACACACGAACCCUCCCUCCGGUACCGCGGGAUUGCCCAACACCUAUGGGAGUUGUGGGCAAAAAGGAGCUGCCUGAUGCUAAACAGCUGGCGGAGAAACUGCUGCUGAGGAGGCACUUCAUCCCGGACCCACAGCGCUCCAACCUUAUGUUCGCCUUCUUCGCCCAGCACUUCACACACCAGUUCUUCAAGAGCGACAUGAAGAAAGGGCCAGCGUUCACGCGCGCCGUCAACCAUGGGGUGGACUUGGGUCACAUCUAUGGGGAAGACCUGGCGAGGCAGCACAAGCUCAGACUGUUUAAGGGUGGAAAGCUGAGGUAUCAGGUGGUGGAUGGUGAGGUGUACCCUCCCCUGGUCAGCGAGGUGGGUGCAGAGAUGCACUACCCUCCCCAUGUGCCCGAGUCUAAGCGCCUGGCUGUGGGCCAUGAGGCCUUCGGCCUGGUGCCUGGUCUGAUGAUGUACGCCACCAUCUGGCUGCGCGAGCACAACCGAGUCUGCGAGGUUCUCCAGGAGGUCCACCCCGACUGGGACGACGAGAGACUCUUCCAGACCACGCGUCUCAUUCUCAUCGGCGAGACCAUCAAGAUUGUGAUCGAGGACUAUGUGCAGCACCUGAGUGGCUACCACUUCAAGCUCAAGUUCGACCCAGAGCUGCUCUUCAACCAGCAGUUCCAGUACCAGAACCGCAUCGCGUCCGAGUUCAACACGCUCUACCACUGGCACCCGCUCAUGCCCGAGGACUUCCACAUCGAGGAGGAGGUCUACUCCUACAAGCAGUUUGUCUUCAACACCUCCAUCCUCACCGACCACGGUGUCAACCAACUGGUCGAGUCCUUCACCAACCAGAUCGCAGGCAGGGUGGCUGGAGGCAGAAAUGUACCUGCUGCCGUUUUGAUGGUGUCUAUCAAAUCCAUUGAGAACAGCCGUCAGAUGCGUUACCAGUCCCUCAACGCCUACAGGAAGCGUUUCAACAUGAAAGCCUAUACCUCCUUUGAAGAUCUUACAGGUGAAACAGAGAUGGCUGCCGAGCUGAAAGAGAUGUAUGGGCAUGUGGACGCUGUGGAGCUCUACCCUGGCCUGCUGGUGGAAAAGCCCCGGGCCAACGGCAUCUUUGGGGAGACCAUGGUGGAGAUGGGGGCCCCCUACUCGCUGAAGGGGCUCAUGGGAAACCCCAUCUGCUCUCCAGAGUACUGGAAGCCCAGCACAUUUGGCGGCCAGGUGGGCUUCCAGAUCGUCAACAGCGCUUCGCUGCAGCGGCUGGUGUGUAACAACGUCAAAGGGCCCUGCCCUCUGGCGUCCUUUAACGUGCCUGAUGUAAAAGAUGCUGGAUCGGCCACCAUCAAUUCCAGCACUGCACACGCAGCCACCAGUGACGUCAACCCAACUGUCAUUAUCAAAGAGAGAACGUCUGAGCUCUGAAAAAAAGCUGAAUAACUGGAAUCUACUGGAUGUGUAUUUUAUUAUUAUUUAUUGUAAUAUUUAUUGAUUUUUAUUUAUUGUUUAUUUAUUAAUUCAACUGUCACAAAUGGGGCCGUGUGUGUAUGUGUGUGUGUGUGUGUGUGCGUGUGUGUGUGUGUAUGCGAUUUGUUCUGACAUAUAUUUAUAUAAUUUAAAAUGUUGUUAUAUUUUGUUUUGUCCUGUUUAGCAGCACUGCUCUUUAAGUUGUUUGCGUUGUUUGCAAAGCUCAUUGGUUGUUAAUUAAUGCAUACUUGAAUCUAAAUUCUUAGUUUACGGUACAAUGAUGCUUUCAACCGUGCAAAUAAAUUGUAACACAGUUGUA
Molecule: messenger RNA, 2255 nt
Organism: Alosa sapidissima (American shad)
Lineage: Eukaryota; Metazoa; Chordata; Actinopteri; Clupeiformes; Clupeidae
Gene: ptgs2b
Product: prostaglandin-endoperoxide synthase 2b
Exons: 10
Coding region: 68-1894 (608 amino acids)
Biological process (GO): cyclooxygenase pathway; response to oxidative stress
Cellular component (GO): neuron projection; cytoplasm
Molecular function (GO): heme binding; oxidoreductase activity, acting on single donors with incorporation of molecular oxygen, incorporation of two atoms of oxygen; prostaglandin-endoperoxide synthase activity
Source: RefSeq, a predicted model, not a curated record